This is a messenger RNA of Salvia hispanica, 3514 nucleotides long. NCBI's taxonomy places the organism in Eukaryota, Viridiplantae, Streptophyta, Magnoliopsida, Lamiales, Lamiaceae. The record is from RefSeq and is a predicted model, not a curated record.
CUCUCCCUCAUCCUUCUCCCCGCUCACAAUGCCUCGCAAGCAGGGAGACAGUAAAGAACACAGAUGGGUGGAGAAGUCAAAUGUCAACAAGUCAGCUUCGUCGUUGUCAGCUUCAGGGAGUUCCUCAAAUGCUGGAAAGGAAGCUGCCAUGGAUAGGGUUGCAGAAGAGCUAGUUCUGCCACCAUUAGCGAUCCAGUUUGGGAGCAUUGGGGAAAUGGACUUUUUGCCUGCUUGUUCACAAAAGUCUGUACUGAAUCCCGAGGCAUAUGGAACCAUAAGUGGCGCAUCAACAGUAGGACCGAGUUCAGCUCCAGCCGAUCAAAUGAUAGUACCAGAUCAUGGAAACCAAACUGAAUCUUCUGGGGCACCUGCUGCCCUUUCUAGCAAGCUAUUUAGUGAAAAUUUACUGCAAAGCUUCACCACUGACAGCUUGACGUACUCACGAGCACAAGUUAGAGCAACUUUUUACCCUAAAUUUGAAAAUGACAAGUCUGAUCAACAGGUUAAGACAAGGAUGAUAGAGAUGGUUUCCAAAGGUUUAGCUACUAUGGAGGUUUCACUCAAGCACUCUGGCUCACUUUUCAUGUACGCCGGACAUGAGGGAGGAGCAUAUGCCAAGAAUAGCUAUGGGAAUAUUUACACUGCAGUUGGUGUUUUUGUACUUGGACGCAUGUUUUGUGAAGCUUGGGGUUCACUAGCUAGCAAGAAGCAAGCCGAGUUCAAUGAGUUUCUUGAGAGGAAUCGUAUGUGUGUGUCAAUGGAGCUGGUAACUGCUGUAUUAGGAGACCAUGGGCAACGUCCCCACAAAGAUUAUGUGGUUGUGACUGCAGUCACGGAGUUGGGUAAUGGAAAACCAAAAUUCUACUCUACCCCUGAUCUUAUAGCUUUCUGUAGGAACUGGCGUCUACCUACAAAUCAUGUGUGGUUAUUCUCAACAAGGAAAUCUGUAAUGUUAUUUUUUAAGGCUUAUGAUGACCUCAGUGAGGAAGGAACAGCCACGACUGUAUGCAAAAAACUUGAUGAAGUUGCUGAUAUAUCAAUACCUGGUAAAGUUAGAUCUAGAUUGAGAAUGCAACUUACUAAAUGUCUUUGCGGUUUUUGUAGCUCAGAACAUAUGAAGCAGGUUUUGAGAGACCAUCCUCCACUACCAACAGAAGGAGUUGACCUAGGAACUAGCCUGCGUGACAUAUGCGCUGAAAACAGAACCAAUGAAAAGCAGCAAAUCAUGGUGCUUCUUGAGAGUGUUGGUACAUCUUUCUGCCCAAACUAUAAGGACUGGUUUGGAACUGAAGCUUCUGAUAGUCAAUCAAGAUAUGCAGAUCGAUCUGUGCUUUCAAAGUUUCUGCAAUCCCGUCCAGCAGAUGUUUCUACUACCAAAUUACAGGAAACUGUUCGUCUGAUGAUAGAAAAAAACUACCCUGCUGCCUUUAAGUUUUACCGUAACUUUCAUAAAGCGGGUUCAACCACAAAUGACAGUCUUCAUUUUAAGAUGGUUAUCCAUGUCCAUCGUGAUUCAUAUUUCAGAAAGUACCAGAAAGAGAUGAGGAUCAAUCCUGGUUUGUGGCCAUUAUAUCGAGGUUUUUUCGUCGACCUGAACUUAUUCAAGGUUGAUGAGGGAAGAUCCGCAGAGUUCGCCAAAAAAGCUAGUUCCGAGAGUGAGUUAACUGGCGAAUCAACAAAGGAUGAUUUAGCAGAUGAAGAUGCAAACCUGAUGAUCAAGUUGAAGUUCCUUACAUAUAAGAUACGGACCUUUUUAAUUCGGAAUGGCUUGUCUGUUCUUUUUAAGCAAGGUGAAACUGCAUACAAAAACUACUACAUGAGGCAAAUGGAGAUAUGGAAUACUUCACUUGAAAAGCAAAGGCAGCUCAGCAAGAUGCUGGAUGCAUGGGCUGUAUAUAUUCGCAUAAUAUGUGGGCACAAACAACUGCCCUCGUCCACAUAUCUUAGUGAAGCAGAGCCAUUCCUUGAGAAAUGUGCAAUGUGCAGUUCCGAAAAUCAAGCUUUAAUUGAGGAGGGUGACCUUGAACCAGAGCGAGAUAUGACACCUUCAAGUCCAUCUCCCAUGGCUAAGGAAACCGUUGCUAAGGAUCAUGGACUUAUUGUUUUCUUUCCAGGGAUCCAUGGUUGUGGUAAAUCGGCACUCUGUAAGGAAAUAAUGAGUUCUCCUGGAAGGCUUGGUGAUGAUCGUCCAGUUAAAAGUUUGAUGGGUGAUCGUAUCAAAGAGGGAUACUGGUUUGAGGUUGAUCAAGAGCACCGCAAGGAACCGUACUCCAUUAUCCUUGCUGACAAAAAUGCUCCCAAUGAAGAAGUUUGGAGAAAGAUUGAGCGCAUGUGUCACAGCACAGGGGCACCUGGUGUUCCAGUCAUACCCGACUCAGAAGGGACUGAAUCAAAUCCGUUCUCGCUUGAUGCUCUUGCUGUUUUUAUAUUUCGAGUGCUUAACCGUGCUAAUCAUCCGAAUGCUGGUUAUGUGCUGAAGUUCUACAAUCUUUAUGAGGGCAAGGAUCGUAAGGAGUUUGAAACAGAGCUAUUCGAACGCUUUGGCUCUAUUGUGAAGAUGCCUUUAUUGGAACCCAAAAGACCUCCUCUACCCGAAAGUGUGAGAUCUAUCUUGCAGGAAGGAUUAAGGUUAUAUAAGCUUCAUUGCCGACAACAUGGAAUAUUGGAUUCCACAAAAGGCCAAUAUGCAGAGGAGUGGACCAAAUGGGAGAAGCAGUUACGUGAUACUUUGUCCGCACAUGCUGAUUAUCUCAAUUCUAUUCAGGUCCCAUUUGGCGUCGCUGUUGACAAAGUUAUCGAGCAGCUUCAAGCAAUCGCAAAGGCAGAUUAUAGCCCACCUAAGGCCAUGGUCUUUGCUGCUGUCACUCUGCCUAUUUCAAAAAUCAUUGAUAUCAUUCAUAAUUUACGUAUGAAGGAUCCGAGAGUCGAAGGUUUCCUCAAGGACAAGGAUCUGAAGAGCAGCCUCAAAAACGCCCGUUUAACUCUGGCUCAUAGAGGAAGCCAUGGUGUAACUGCUUUAGCCAGUUUUGCUCUGCAUCUCAACCAAAGCGUUCCUGUUGCUGUCAGCUCAUUACUAUUCAGCGACAAGUUGGCAGCAUUGGGAGCUGAUCCCGGAGUAGUUGAUGGAGAGAAAAUAGAUUCGAAAAACGAAUGGCCACAUGUGACUUUAUGGACUGCUCAAGGUGUUGCGGCUAAAGAAGCGAAUGAAUUGCCUCAGUUGCUUGCACAAGGAAAGGCAACUCGUGUCGAGAUCAAUCCACCCACCACCGUAACGGGAGUUGUCCAAUUCUUCUGAGUCUUUUGUGGCGUUUAAUCAAUUUUGUGCAAGUUGAGAUUAUCUUUUCGUUGCAUGAAUUCUCAAUUAGGAUACUCAUGAGUCAUGAUGAAGGUAAAGAAACUAAUGAUCCUAGUUAGAUGUGUAAUUUUUAUGAGAAACAAAAAUUUGAUCUUCUGUAAGCCAAGAUCAGCAACUACCAACAUGAAUUUAUAUUUUUGGCCUAUAGUAUUAUUUUAA